Chelonia mydas (Green sea turtle) is the source of this 1980-nucleotide messenger RNA. RefSeq names its product mediator complex subunit 7 (gene MED7). Gene Ontology annotation, cellular component: mediator complex. Bases 160 to 852 code for a protein of 230 amino acids. The transcript is spliced from 2 exons. NCBI's taxonomy places the organism in Eukaryota, Metazoa, Chordata, Testudines, Cheloniidae. The record is from RefSeq and is a predicted model, not a curated record. Gene Ontology annotation, molecular function: transcription coregulator activity. Gene Ontology annotation, biological process: regulation of transcription by RNA polymerase II.
CCGUCCCCGCGAGCCAAUGGGAGAAAGGAGGGCGCGGCGGUCGCCGGAAGUGGGGGUCGGCGGGAGGCUGCGCUCGCCUCUGCUGCCGGGCCGGUCAGGGGAGUCGCCGCCGCCAGGUGAGCGCUGGGUCCGAGGGGCCAGGUACUUUCAUGCGCCACAAUGGGUGAACCUCAGCAAGUGAGUGCUCUCCCUCCACCUCCAAUGCAGUAUAUAAAGGAAUAUACAGAUGAAAAUAUUCGGAAAGGUCUAGCCCCUAAGCCUCCACCACCUGUGAAAGACAGCUACAUGAUGUUUGGUAACCAAUUCCAGUGUGAUGAUCUCAUUAUUCGACCUUUGGAAAGCCAAGGCAUUGAACGAUUGCAUCCCAUGCAGUUUGACCACAAGAAGGAACUAAGGAAACUCAAUAUGUCUAUCCUGAUAAACUUUUUGGACCUCUUGGAUAUCUUGAUAAGGAGCCCAGGCAGCAUAAAACGGGAGGAGAAACUGGAAGACUUAAAACUGCUUUUUGUCCAUGUCCAUCAUCUUAUAAAUGAAUAUCGACCCCACCAAGCCAGGGAGACACUAAGGGUCAUGAUGGAGGUGCAGAAACGUCAGCGUUUGGAGACUGCUGAGAGGUUUCAGAAGCAUUUAGAGCGAGUUGUAGAAAUGAUCCAGAACUGCCUGGCCUCCUUACCUGAUGAUUUGCCUCAUUCAGAGGGAGGGAUGAGGUUAAAAACUGAGCCCAUGGAUACUGAUGACCGCAACAAUUGUAUUGGACAGAAUGAACAGCAGAGAGAGCGCGCUGGCUGCAAGAAAGAUCAGGUUUUAGACAAAGAUGCUGCUAUGUGUAGCAUUAUUGAUGAAAUGACAUGAAAAGACACUUUUGUAAUUGUAUAAAGUUUUGGGGGGCAAGAAGUGGACUUGAUGCUAGAGGUCAUAUGGCGUGGGGUUUUUUGUUGGAUUUUUUUUUUUCCUUCUGCUUUUGGUAUCUAUGUAAAUAAACAAUCACGGAAUUUAGUGUAUAUAAAAUAACCCAGAAGUCUUAUUUUUGUAAUCCUAGGUAAGGAUUUUGCAGGUGACCAAACAGAAGCAUUGCUUAAUAUUUUGUAGAUGCAAUUUGUGUGGCGUGCUGUUCAGAACAGAAAAGAAUAAGUCUUAUAAUAUUUUGUUGAAAUAAGUGCAUCAUGUCAGUUGAACUAAGCUUUAUUCCAUGGCUUUAUUAUAUUUUCAUCAAUCGUUUGCUGGUUUUAUAGAUGCACUUAUUUUGUGAAUUUCCAUAAAAUGUGGGAUUGAGAAAAGAUCAGCCUCUGUAGGAAAUCGGGAGUUGACAAUUUCAAAUAAGUUAAGGGUACCUUGUAAAAAUGUUAUGGUAAGUAACUAUAAAAGUAUAUUCUGGUAUAAAAGAUGGGUUUAUUAUUAUUGCUGACAAUGUUGGUAGGUCAAAAUUUCAUUCUCUCCUUUUUAGUUUUGUAAAUUCAAUGUAAUUGUCUAAAAGAAUGCUCACUUUCAUUAGUGGCUUAAAAAUUCAGUGUUGGUAGCCUAACAUUCAUAAGUAACUCUACAAUAAACUCUGUGCAUGAGACAGUCUCGGUAACAAAAUAGAUUUAAAUUUUCCAAGGACUAAUAAGCAGUAAUUCUUUUAAAACAGGAGAUACCUAGAUACUCACUCCUUUAAACGUAACAGGGAAUAUUCUUUAAAUGCUAACUCUGAAUUAAAUGUACACGUUCACUGAAAAUAGCUGACGUGAGAGCACGCGCCACUUCCCUCUUAGCCAGGAUCAAGUCACAGAAUCAAGCCCUGUGUAAAGACAGGAGGAUUUAACCAAUAAUUUUUAGUAUUUAUUAUUUUCAUCUUGUGAACACUAACAAAUUAAUCCCAGCAAAAAAUCCAUUUUGUACAAAGACUUUACAGUCUGUUUUGAAUAAAACUUAAUCUAAUUCAUUUCAGUGACUGAGAGGUGAGUCAGGCCCUGGUACAGUACAAUUGUUAAACAAAAACAA